AUAGAAAGACAGAGCAGGGGGAGAGAGUGAGUUGCUUUGCUCCAGUGGUGAAGAUCUGAAUCCCAGUUCCGAGCUCUCGGCAAAGGCUUGCCGGGAUACCUCAUUCCCUGUCCUGUGCAAAGACCAUGUCCACUGGGUCCCUCAGUGAUGUGGAAGAUCUGCAGGAGGUGGAGAUGCUGGAGUGCGAUGGCCUGAAAAUGGAUACUAACAAAGAGUUUGGGGCGUCCAACGAGAGCAACGAGGAGGGAUCCAAUGGCGAGAAUGGCUCCCCUCAGAAGGGGAGAGGGGCCUCGGGAAAGAGGAAAAAAGCUCCCCCCAAGAAGAGCCCUUUAAAUGGAGUGAGCCAGGAGGGAAAGCAGGUCCAGAGAAACGCUGCCAACGCCAGGGAGAGGGCAAGAAUGAGGGUCCUUAGCAAAGCCUUCUCAAGGCUUAAGACCACACUGCCCUGGGUGCCCCCAGACACCAAGCUUUCCAAACUGGACACCUUGAGGUUGGCCUCCAGCUACAUCGCUCACCUGAGGCAGAUCCUGGCCAAUGACAAGUAUGAAAACGGCUACAUCCACCCAGUCAACCUGACUUGGCCUUUUAUGGUAGCCGGCAAACCCGAGAGUGACCUGAAAGAAGUGGUGAACACAAACCGUUUGUGCGGCCCGACGGCAUCCUGAGCCCCGGCGGCCGGGCCAGCAGCGUCCCGGCGCAGCCGGGGAGCGGGCGGCGAAGCGGGCAGGGACAUGCCGCGGCCCCGCCGCUGCCCCGGGCCCCCGGCAGAGCGACGGGCAGAGCCGCUCUCCGGGAGCAGAGGAGACCAAAUGAGCCCUAGCAAAGACUCCACCCCGAGAGAUCCCGACUCUAUUUAACUUUAUUAAAUGCGUGUACAGUCGAGUGUCCUGCAACAAGAGCCUUGCUGGUUCAAGAGCUACUAGAGGAAAGACAGAGAUCAAACAAAACCUACCACGUGUGUAUCUUUUGUCUGAGACCUGUGAAAUAUGUAGAUGCCUAGAAAAACUGACUUUGACAGUCAUCUCUAUGAAGUAAUUCACCCUAAAGAUAUAUAGAUAUAUUUUCUUCAAGCAGGUUUUGCUCUAUUUCUGUGAAUAAACCUUCCUUUCCACUGA
Molecule: messenger RNA, 1115 nt
Organism: Columba livia (rock pigeon)
Lineage: Eukaryota; Metazoa; Chordata; Aves; Columbiformes; Columbidae
Gene: TCF21
Product: transcription factor 21
Exons: 3
Coding region: 126-665 (179 amino acids)
Biological process (GO): developmental process; regulation of transcription by RNA polymerase II
Molecular function (GO): protein dimerization activity; RNA polymerase II transcription regulatory region sequence-specific DNA binding; DNA-binding transcription factor activity, RNA polymerase II-specific
Source: RefSeq, a predicted model, not a curated record